Lodderomyces elongisporus is the source of this 1761-nucleotide messenger RNA. It is a transcript of the gene TAH18, whose product is annotated as NAPDH-dependent diflavin reductase. Gene Ontology annotation, cellular component: cytosol. The record is from RefSeq and is a predicted model, not a curated record. Gene Ontology annotation, molecular function: flavin adenine dinucleotide binding; FMN binding; NADPH-hemoprotein reductase activity. The transcript has a single exon. The coding region runs from base 1 to 1761 and encodes 586 amino acids. Lineage: Eukaryota; Fungi; Ascomycota; Pichiomycetes; Serinales; Debaryomycetaceae.
AUGACAGAUCGAAUAACCAUAUUGUACGGCUCAGAGACAGGGAAUGCAGAAGAGUAUGCGAAGUAUCUCAAGCAGAGAUUACGCAGCUACAAUUUAAAAGCAAAACUUUCUACUUUAGAUGGCUUUCCUCUAAAGCAAUUGAUUACAGAUACUGAUUAUUUAAUCAUCAUCUGCUCUACAACGGGACAAGGUGAGUUACCACGCAAUGCCAAGUCAUUUAUGAAGUUCAUACUCAAGAAGAAACUACCGCACGAUCUUUUCCAACAUUUGCAUUUCACAACCUUUGGAUUAGGUGAUUCUUCAUAUGUAAAAUACAAUUAUGCUAUCAAAAAGAUUCAUGCAAGAAUGACGCAGCUUGGCUGUCAAGAGCUUUCUCCGAGAUGUGAGGCAGACGAAAUGUCACCUGAAGGCGUAGAUGGCUUUUAUUUGGAGUGGGAAACACAAUUGAUUGCAGCAUUAUCUCAAAAAAUCUCUAUUGUGAAACAGAUAGAUGAUCAAGUUGUACCCAUACCUGAAUUUAAAGUGAUAAUGGGUAAAAGUAAAGAAGAUGAGGCAAAAGCAUUCGUGGAGGCAAACACCAAAGCAUUAUCCGAUAACUCACUUUUGCCAAAGAUAUACAAUAAUUUAAGGCAUGGCACUGUUUUUGCUAACGAACGCAUUACCGCUAAAGAUCAUUUCCAAGAUGUUCGACACAUCAAGAUUAAAUCUAAGGAUCUUGAUUACAAAGUUGGCGAUACGAUUUCAUUGUAUCCAUGCAACUUCGACGAAGAUGUUCAAGCUUUACUUGAACUGCAACCACAAUGGCUUGCCAUAGCAGACAAGCAGCUCCGCAUCAAGAAUCUAAUUGACCAAGAAAUCCACAUCACAUUGCGAAGUCUCAUCAAGUACCAUUUGGAUAUAAUGUCGAUUCCAAGACGAAGUUUUUUCAGUAUGCUCUGGCGUUUUUGUGAUAACGGUACUGAGGAUGGGCAAAGAGAACAGGACAAGUUGCGUGAGUUUGGUGCAUUUGAUGAUCCUGAGGAACUAUACAAUUAUGCUAAUAGACCCAGACGACUGAUUUUGGAAACCAUAACCGAGUUUAGUAACCUCAACAUCCCAGUAUCAUAUAUAUUGGAUCUUGUCCCUUUGAUUAAACCAAGGAUGUUUUCAAUCGCAUCGAGACCAAAUGCCGACGAGGUUGAACUUGUGGUUGCCAUAGUUGAAUAUAAGACGAUAUUGAGGAGGACUAGAAAAGGGUUGUGCACUAGAUGGCUCAAGUCACUCGAACCAGGAGAUGAAAUUGUAUUUUCAUUCGAUAAGUCGCCGUUUGUCAUUGAUAACGAUAGUCCAAUCAUAAUGGUUGCACCUGGUACAGGUGUAGCACCAAUGAAGUCAUUAAUAGAUAACCUACUUUAUCAAAACUCUACGCAAGAAAUGUUUUUAUUUUUUGGAUGCAGAUUUGAAGAAAGAGAUCAUUUGAUCAAAAACUUUUGGGAAAAGGUACCAAACUUGCACAUAAUGAAUUGUUUUUCAAGAGAUGCUGAAUCCAAAUACAAGUAUGUGCAAGAUGCCCUAAUCGAUCAAGCCUCGUUAGUAGGUGAUCUCGUUUGCAACCAAAAUGCUAAAAUUUUCGUAUGCGGUUCCAGCGGGAAGAUGCCAAGAGAGGUAAAGUUGACAUUUGUAGAGAUUAUCAAAAGAUUUCUUAAAGUUGAUGACGCCCAAGCACAACUAUUUGUCAAUGCAUUGGAGGAUACUGGUCGGUACAAAGAAGAUGCUUGGUGA